Microthlaspi erraticum is the source of this 1629-nucleotide messenger RNA. The record is from the annotation of a GenBank genome assembly. Lineage: Eukaryota; Viridiplantae; Streptophyta; Magnoliopsida; Brassicales; Brassicaceae.
AUGAUUUGUCCUUGCAUAGAUUGUCGCAAUGUUUGCCAUCAAGCAAUAGAUACAGUUGUUGAGCAUCUAGUGAUUAAGGGUAUGGAUAAAAAGUACAUGAGGAAUUCUUGUCGGAGCAUGCAUGGUGAGAGAAGGGCUGAUAUGUCGGAUAGUGGAGAAACUAAGGCUUAUUAUUUGCUAAAGACUGCAUAUUUUGCGGAUGACUGCAUUCCUCCACCAUCAUCAACGAACAGUGGAGGAGAUCCUAAGGAUUGUGAAGCUACAAAAGAAUCUGAAUUUAGGCAGAAGUUGAGAGAUGCUGAGACUCCAUUGUACUCGAGUUGUCUCAAGUACACAAAGGUUUUUGCAAUCAUGGCACUUUACCGCAUAAAGGUGAAGAGUGGAAUGUCAGAGAAUUACUUUGACCAGCUACUUACAGCAGUGCAUGACAUGCUACCUGAGGACAAUGUGCUGCCAAAGAUUACAUAUGCGAUGAAGAAGUUUUUGAAGGUUUUUGGGAUUAGAUAUGAUGUGAUUCAUGCAUGCAAGAACGAUUGUAUCCUAUACCGGAAGAAGUUUGAGAAGAUAGAAAGCUGCCCAAGAUGUAUCCAACAGCUCCGAGUAACAAUAUUAGAUGUUUACCUAGUUCCACUGGUAGAUGAUUUAAAGGAUUUGUGGAAUGAGGGAAUUGAGGUCUAUGACGCAUACUUGAAAGAGAACUUUACACUAAGAGCUCUUCUGUUGUGGAGUAUCAGUGACUAUCCAGCCUUAGGGACAUUGACCGGAUGUAAAGUUAAGGGUAAGCAAGCGUGUAAUGUUUGUGGAAAGGAUACACCACAUAGGUGGUUGAAGUUUAUUCGGAAGUAUGUAUAUAUGGGCAACAAGAGGUGUCUAAGAUCCGGUCAUCCUUAUAGGUGCAGAAAGGCUUGGUUCAAUAACACAGUAGAGGAAGGGACUGCAAAGAGGAUUCAAACGGGUUAUGAAAUAUAUGAGGUACUAAAAGACUUCAGAAAUGAUUUUGGAAGACCUCAGGAUAAGGAAUCUAAAAGGAAAAGAGCUGAUUUAUUAGAAGGUGAGGCAGGUCCGUCUGAAGAGUAUGAAGAGUCCACUGAUCAGUGGCGGUGGAAGAAAUGGUCAAUAUUAUUUGAUUUUCCGUAUUGGAAGGAUUUGCUGGUGCGUCACAACAUUGAUGUGAUGCAUGUGGAAAAGAACUUGUCUGAUGCUAUUCUGUUUACAUUGAUGCAAAGCUCUAAGUCGAAAGAUGGAUUGAAAGCAAGAAAAGACUUAGACGACAUUGGAAUUCGUAGACACUUGCACGCAGAGGCAAGAGGAAAAAGAACGUAUCUGCCUCCAGCAGUUUACGGGCUGUCCAAGGAAGAGAAAUUUAUAUUUACCCAGAGGUUAUCAAAGUUCAGAGGCCCUGAUGGCUACUGCGGGAAUUUCGCCAAUUGUAUAUCAGUUAAACCUCCCAUGAUUGGAAGUCUGAAGUCACACGAUCACCAUGUUCUUAUCCAGAAUUUAUUACCUGCUGCGUUGAGAGGCUUGCUGCCAAAAGGACCUACGAUUGCUGUGAAUAGAGUAUGCAAUUACUUCAACAGAUUGUGUCAGCGUGUCAUUGACCCCGAGAAGAUGAUCUCCAUGGAGUCUUAG